AUGUCUGAAUCCCAUAACACCCUCGGAAAUGGUGAAUGGCUCAAGAAGGGCCAUAGCCUGUUCAGCCAAGACGGUUCCGUCGAGUUCAAAAUGCAAGAGGACGGAAAGAUCGCUGUUUACUGGGGUGGUGAAUGUCGAUUCCAAAAUACCAAGCAGCAACGAUACGAUGUCAAGGGUAUUUAUAUGCAAACCGAUGGAAACUUGUGCAUGUAUGACAAUAAUGGCGAACCCAUUUGGCACACCAAUACUGCUGGCUCUACUGGUGAUAGCACUGUUAUAUGUGCAGUUCAAAACGACGGCAACGUUGUCCUUUACAAAGGCACCCCAAUCUGGUCUAGCGAUACUUAUAAGGGCUAA
Messenger RNA from Orbilia oligospora ATCC 24927, 357 nucleotides. RefSeq lists its product as uncharacterized. Bases 1 to 357 code for a protein of 118 amino acids. The transcript has 2 exons. The record is from RefSeq and is a predicted model, not a curated record. Lineage: Eukaryota; Fungi; Ascomycota; Orbiliomycetes; Orbiliales; Orbiliaceae.